Molecule: messenger RNA, 2793 nt
Organism: Phaethon lepturus (White-tailed tropicbird)
Lineage: Eukaryota; Metazoa; Chordata; Aves; Phaethontiformes; Phaethontidae
Gene: ATP6V1A
Product: ATPase, H+ transporting, lysosomal 70kDa, V1 subunit A
Exons: 15
Coding region: 113-1966 (617 amino acids)
Biological process (GO): ATP metabolic process; proton transmembrane transport
Cellular component (GO): lysosomal membrane; proton-transporting V-type ATPase, V1 domain
Molecular function (GO): ATP binding; proton-transporting ATPase activity, rotational mechanism; ATP hydrolysis activity
Source: RefSeq, a predicted model, not a curated record
GGACAAUUAUUUCAUAAGUGGUGGUGCUUAACUGCGGAAUUCUGGCUUUACUUCAUUGGGCCUGUGGAUUUUUGUUUCUGCCUGGUUCUGCAAAAUAAGUUGAACAGGCAAAAUGGACUUCUCCAAGCUACCCAAAAUCUGUGAUGAAGACAGAGAGGCUUUUGUUGGCUAUGUCCAUGGAGUCUCGGGACCUGUGGUCACGGCUUGCAACAUGGCAGGUGCUGCUAUGUACGAACUGGUACGAGUAGGCCACAGCGAACUGGUGGGGGAGAUUAUCCGACUGGAAGGUGAUUUGGCAACUGUCCAGGUGUAUGAAGAAACGUCUGGUGUCUCUGUAGGAGAUCCUGUACUCCGUACUGGCAAACCCCUGUCAGUGGAACUAGGGCCUGGCAUUAUGGGAGCUAUUUUUGAUGGUAUCCAGAGGCCUCUGUUGGACAUCAGCACUCUGACCAAAAGUAUCUAUAUCCCUAGAGGUGUCAAUGUGUCAGCUUUGAGCCGAGAUGUCAAAUGGGAUUUCACACCUUCCAAAAAUCUGCGGGUUGGCAGCCAUAUCACUGGUGGAGAUAUUUAUGGUGUCGUGAAUGAAAACUCCCUUAUCAAACACAAAAUCAUGCUGCCCCCACGGAACAGGGGUACAGUUACAUACAUUGCUCCUCCAGGAAACUAUGACACUUCGGAUGUUGUCUUAGAGCUGGAGUUUGAAGGUGUGAAGGAGAAGUUCACUAUGGUCCAGGUCUGGCCUGUACGUCAAGUCCGUCCUGUUACUGAGAAGUUACCAGCCAAUCAUCCUUUAUUAACUGGCCAACGGGUCCUGGAUGCCCUCUUUCCGUGUGUACAAGGGGGUACAACAGCGAUUCCUGGGGCAUUCGGUUGUGGGAAGACUGUGAUCUCACAGUCUCUCUCAAAAUACUCCAACAGUGAUGUCAUCAUUUAUGUAGGCUGUGGAGAACGAGGAAAUGAAAUGUCUGAAGUACUGAGAGAUUUCCCUGAGCUAACAAUGGAGGUUGAUGGCAAGGUAGAAAGCAUCAUGAAGAGAACAGCUCUGGUAGCAAAUACCUCCAACAUGCCUGUGGCUGCCAGAGAAGCCUCUAUCUAUACUGGAAUCACCCUGUCUGAGUAUUUCCGGGACAUGGGCUACCAUGUCAGUAUGAUGGCAGACUCUACUUCCCGAUGGGCUGAGGCCCUCAGAGAAAUUUCAGGGCGACUGGCUGAAAUGCCAGCUGACAGUGGUUAUCCAGCCUACCUUGGUGCCCGUCUAGCCUCUUUCUAUGAGCGAGCUGGCAGAGUGAAGUGUCUGGGAAAUCCUGAAAGAGAAGGCAGCGUCAGCAUUGUUGGAGCUGUCUCUCCCCCAGGUGGUGACUUCUCUGAUCCUGUUACAUCUGCUACACUGGGCAUUGUUCAGGUUUUCUGGGGCCUGGAUAAGAAGCUGGCACAACGCAAGCACUUCCCCUCUGUCAACUGGCUGAUCAGUUACAGCAAAUACACGCGUGCCCUGGAUGAGUACUACGACAAGCAUUUUACAGAGUUUGUCCCUCUCAGGACAAAGGCCAAAGAGAUCCUACAGGAGGAAGAGGACCUUGCAGAAAUUGUGCAGCUUGUGGGGAAGGCUUCCUUGGCAGAAACAGAUAAAAUUACCUUGGAGGUUGCCAAGCUGAUAAAGGACGACUUCUUGCAACAGAAUGGUUAUACUCCCUAUGACAGGUUCUGCCCUUUCUAUAAAACCGUGGGAAUGCUCUCCAAUAUGAUUGCAUUUUAUGACAUGGCACGCCGUGCCGUAGAAACCACAGCCCAGAGUGACAACAAGAUCACGUGGUCCAUCAUCCGAGAGAACAUGAGCGAAAUCCUCUACAGACUUACCUCCAUGAAGUUCAAGGACCCUGUCAAAGAUGGUGAAACUAAAAUCAAGGCGGACUAUGCUCAGCUGUUUGAGGAUAUGCAGAAUGCAUUUCGCAGUCUGGAAGACUAGACUCGACCUCUGUGACCACUCCAGUUUCUCCUCUCAAUUCCUCAUCUCAACUCCUCUGCUUCCCUACCUUACAAGAAUGAUGCAACAGUACUUGAGUUGAUAAAUAGCCCUAUGUUUUCCCUGUUCAUACUUGGAGAGUGUCCUUACAGAACAUUCCUCUUAGUUUGUGUUUGGCAUUGCUUUGUGUGCCUGAGAUGGUGAGUGAUGUGUGAAUGGGCCUGGUUGAGUGAGGAAAUGCUGUUGUACACUUCUAGGGUGGGAAAAAUUUCACCUUGCCUCUCCCAGCUCUCUUGAUAACUGGUCUUUCACCUUGGGAUGUAACUGGUUGAGCUGUAUUGGCAGAGGAGGUGUAGGUCUUAAUGCAGUCACGCGGUACAUUCUGAGCUGGCAGUAGUAAGGGCAUUUACAUCUGGCACUUUGCUAAGUGACUGUCAUGGUGUAGAAUUCCCUAUUCUCAGUUUUUCACCAUAUUCUGAUGACAUGUUGAUACAACCAAAAAUUCUUCACUAGUCUUCUGCAACCCUCAGCUGAGUGUGUUGGUAUUGAAAUGUGGCAGUUCUGGGUCUCUUGAGAAGGGACUAACUAGAAGAUGAGCACAUACAUGCAACCAGUAUACUUUUGUACACCGGAGAAAUAGAAUUUUAUUUUCCUACUUAAGACAGACAGGACUGUUGGACUCAGCAUCAGGUAAAAUCAAAGCCAUAAGUGCUCAGCUUCCAGCAGAAUUUUACCUUCUUGCCUCCCACUCAUCCCAUAAAAUUUCAUGACACUCAGCUGCUUUAGUUUGUGAAGCUUGUGACUGCUGCCAUGUACCGCAGGACAUAGAU